Cladocopium goreaui is the source of this 1359-nucleotide messenger RNA. The record is from the annotation of a GenBank genome assembly. NCBI's taxonomy places the organism in Eukaryota, Dinophyceae, Suessiales, Symbiodiniaceae.
AUGUGCACAGAACGACCGAUCCCGGAAGUUCGUGAACUUGGGGAAAACAAGGUCGGCUCGGCGAAAAAGCGGUCUCUGGGCGGCGUAGAAAUUCAGAAACACAGCCGAAUGUUGUGGCUCGUGCUGGCGGCUGCGCUGGUGGUCCGCGUGGUGGCCGCCGUGGUGUGGCAACAACAGAUCGAUCCAGAACCGUUCCGCUUUGGCGACAGCGAUUCGUAUUGGGUACUGGCUCAGACCAUCGUCAACGGCGAACCCUAUCAGUACGGUGGGCCGACCGCGCAGGUAUUCCGCAUGCCUGGCUAUCCCUUGUUGCUCGCCGGGUGGAUGACGCUGCUGGGUGGAGAACCCAGCGUAUUGGCCGUGCGAAUGCUAAGUGUAUUUCUGGGCACGCUUACGGUGGGAUUGGUGUACCUGUUGGGUAUGCAAAUCUUCAACCGCACCACUGGAUUGGUCGCCGCGUUGAUCACGGCGUUCUAUCCCGGAGCAAUCGUCUCCAGUGUGCUGAUCCUCAGCGAGCCACCUUUCUGCCUGUUGAUGCUGCUGCAAUUGAUCUUGUUGGUGAAGUGCAGCCGAGCCGAGAUGUCGGGGGCCCUGGCGUUCGCAUUCCUGGCGGGCAUCGCCGGAGGUUGCGCCACGUUGGUUCGCCCCAGUUGGCUGUUAUUCAAUCCGCUGGUGGCCGCAUUCUUGCUGGUUGUCGCUGGCACUGCAUCACGAAAGCUGCUGGUUUCGCUCACUCUGAUGGUGGCGAUGUGCAUUCCGCUGGCACCCUGGUGGGUCCGCAAUGCACGACUGAUUGGGCACUUCGUACCGACGACCCUUCAAGUGGGGGCCAGUCUCUACGACGGCUUAAACCCCGACGCCGACGGUGGCAGCGAAAUGUCGUUUGUGCCGAAGUUUCGCGAGACUGUCGAAGCCGAAGAAGUGGGACCCGAAGACGAUGUACUGGAGUACCGACUCGACCAACGAAUGAAGCAGGCCUCCAUCGAUUGGGCCAAACAGCAUCCGGGGCGAGUGUUGCAGUUGGCCGGCAUCAAGUUUCUUCGCCUGUGGAAUGUGUGGCCCAACGCAGCCGAAUUCGGAGGUUGGCUCCCCCGACUGCUGGUCACGGUGAGUUACGCCCCCCUGCUCAUCCUCGGCCUGAUCGGCGUGUGGCGUUUCCGCCACCUUGGGUUCGCCUGGAUGUUGUGCUGGCUACCCGCGGUGUACUUCACGGCACUGCAUGUGGUGUUUGUGAGUUCGUUGCGAUACCGCGAACCGGCGAUGCUCACUUGGAUUGUGCUGGCCGCCGCGGUGAUCGUCUCGUGGCGGGGCGACCGACUGCCGUCGCCGGCGAACUCGGACGAGCAACAAACCGUUUAA